Messenger RNA from Daphnia pulicaria, 3006 nucleotides. Its product is annotated as vascular endothelial growth factor receptor 1-like. The record is from RefSeq and is a predicted model, not a curated record. Lineage: Eukaryota; Metazoa; Arthropoda; Branchiopoda; Diplostraca; Daphniidae. Gene Ontology annotation, molecular function: transmembrane receptor protein tyrosine kinase activity; ATP binding. Gene Ontology annotation, biological process: protein phosphorylation; cell surface receptor protein tyrosine kinase signaling pathway. The coding region runs from base 111 to 2288 and encodes 725 amino acids. The transcript is spliced from 14 exons.
UCGGUAACUGUAAGUUGAAACUAGAAAACAUCUUGCAAAAUUCGCAGUUUAAAUCGUGGAAUUUUCAGCAUAUCGUCGUAAAAUCGCGGAUUCUCGAUAAUCUGAAUGUUAUGUUAAACAGUGGAUUCGAUAGGUCCGCAAUGUCUGUGCACAAAUCGCUGGUACUUUUAGUCUUUUUGGUAAUAGCCUGCAGAGAGAGUAAUGCUCACGACAAAGGUGUCUGGCGGAUGACUCCGGGUGACGAGAUAGUAGAAGAAAAUUCAGUGCUCACAUUAACUUGCACUUACGCAUAUCAAGAAGGUUUUAUCGAUCGGAAUUUCUCCUUGAGAUGGGAGUUGCCCGAAUUCCUCGUCAAAAAUCCGCAACUAAUGGAAGUUGAGGAGCGGUUCCGUGUAACUUUCACUACGAACGAAACGCACAUGUCAUCGACCAUGACCCUUGCGAACGCAACAGCAAGAGACACGGGCCUUUACCGAUUUGUCUACGGCGAUGAGCAAAUUAAACGAUACAUCUACGUUUUUGAUGAAAGAAAUUUGGUGACCAUCGUUGACAAAGGUUUCUAUCCGGAUUACUACUUAUUCUGCUUCCACCAAGGCGAGUUGGGUGUUCAUAUUCCAUGCAAAUCCAACCAUCCGAACGUGACAGUGACCCUCAUCCAUCGGGAACGACUCAACCAAAAAUCAAAUUACGACAAUGUGCUAUCCUAUCCGAAUCCGAAAUGGUCUUUCGAGCCGGAACACGGACUAGCACUAAAUCACGCAAUGAUCAAUGACACGGGAGUUUUCCUUUGCAUUGGCACAAUGAACAACAUCACCGACGAGAAGAAUUUUACCGUCAGUGUCAAAGGAAUAGAGUUGGAAAGAGUUGGUGAUCCUGAGGAUCCGACGGAAGGAAGUAAUGUGACCUUAAUCUGCCGGAUCCUUUUCCCCGGAAUCAAGUUCCCUGGGCCACCGGAAUGGGAAUAUCAAAUCAACAACACUGCAGUGAUGCAAACUAUUAACAUCACAAAUCCCCCAGCAGGCAUCCGGAUAGAAACCGAGGGCGAAAAAAAGAAGCACGAAUCCGCUGGAUUCAAACUAAAUUUUUACGUGAGCAGACUGGAACUGUUUAACAUAAGCAAAAAUACAUACACAACUUUUCAAUGCAAAGCCAAUAAAUUCCAAGACGCAGUAGCUAAAGCCAUUUCUUUUCAAAUUAAAGAGAGAAAAUCGACAGAGACGAUGUUCGAUUCCAUCUUAUUGGACAACAAAAGAACGAAAACAAUUUUAAUUGUCGUCUGUUCGUUAACUAUUUUGCUUUUACUCGGAAUCGGAAUUGGAAUUAGACUGAAUUCUAAAAAGAAGAAAAAAUUAUACCCGGGUUUAAAAAGAAUACUCGAAGGAAAUCAAAAAGAAAUCAUCCCAGAACUGUUAAUGGAAGAGCAAAGUGAACUAGUCCCCUACGACAAACGGUGGGAAUUUCCCAGAUAUCGACUCAAACUCGGAAUACAAUUGGGAGUGGGAUGUUUCGGUCGGGUUGUCAAAGGAGAAGCUGUGGGGAUUAAAGGUUCCGGUGAAACUGUCAAAACGGUGGCCGUCAAGAUGGUCAGAUCUGUAACAAACGUCGCUGCCCUAGAAGCUCUCGUGAGUGAAUUGAAAAUUCUGAUCCACUUGGGAUCGCAUAUGAAUGUCGUAAAUCUACUGGGGGCCUGCACCAAAAAGAUAUCACAAGGUGAACUUUUGGUCAUCGUCGAAUAUUGUCGGUAUGGAAACUUGCGGACUUAUUUAAUGAACCACCGGGACAGUUUCAUUAACUUGGUGGAUGAAUUCGGCAACAUUCAAGCGGAAAAUGAGAUGGAGGACAUUUGUCUAAUGCCCAAGUAUGAAAACUGUUUGAAUGGAUCAAAUUUCAAAGAAAACCAAAUUGAGCCCCGUCUUUUGAUUAAUCCAUGUUACGGGAAUUUUGAAAAUAACGAGUGUGAAAGAUCGCCAGAAACUUCAAUGUUAAGUGAUCCGUCAGAGUCACAAUCCUUCUGGCAAUACCAACAAGAUCCGGAUGUUACUUUAACUCGAUCCAUUUCCACACGCGAUUUGAUUUCCUGGUCUUAUCAGAUUGCUCGAGGGAUGGAUUAUUUAGCUAGCAAAAAGGUUCUCCAUGGCGAUUUGGCUGCCCGAAAUGUUUUGCUAGCCGACGAUGGAGUGGCCAAAGUGGCCGAUUUCGGCAUGGCCAAGAAAAUGUACUACGAAGACAACUACGAAAAGACAAGCCAGGCAAGGCAUUUUGAUAUAAUGACGCAACUAAAAAAAUGAAUGCAUUUUUAAUUUUGUACUCAUAGGGAUUGAUGCCAGUCAAAUGGAUGGCCAUUGAAUCUCUAACUGAUCGCGUCUUUUCGACCCAAUCGGACGUCUGGUCUUAUGGUGUCGUCCUCUGGGAACUCUUCACGCUGGGUAAAGUUCCUUAUCCAGGAUUUGGUGCUGGUCAUCAAUUAAUCCAAGCAAUUCAAAACGGAUAUCGAAUGGAGAAACCAAACAACGCCCCGAAUUUAUUUGGAGAAUUGAUGACCAAUUGCUGGAAAACGGACCCGAAGGAGAGGCCCACGUUCAGCCAAUUAGAAGAGACAAUCUGUGGCCAUAUGGAAUCGACAGUCAACUCUAAUUAUUUGAAUUUGAACGCUUUAUACGUCAAAUUCAACGAAGAGAACGACACGGCGACAGCAACAGACCUUUUCGGACUAAACAAAUUGUUGACCGAAAAAUCGCAGAUGAAUGAAAAUAAGUUGCAAUUGAAUGACAAUUUUCGUUCACCAAAAAACGAGAAUAGCUACUCUCCUUUUCCUCAAAGAGCCUGAUAGGGAAAAAGCGGAAAAAAGGUUGUACGAUGCCGUUCCCUACUCGAGAUGCUGUCCAACCACACACAUUUCAUCAAUUGAAAUCUCAAAAUAUUUAUUAUGUCUACAUCGUAGCUGAUAUCAGAUCUCAAUUCUCGUGUUUGGUGUCUAUUUAAAAUAAACCACGUAAAAUUCAAAAA